UGUAACGCUCAGGAAGAAGAACCGUAAAAUAAAGGACCCAAACAAGAAGCAAAAACUAAGAUUUUAUUCUAUAGAUGACUCUCUGACAUGUCUGAUUCACCAACUACGGCUAGUUAUUUCAAUAUAUUCAUUACUGGCCAAUUGGAAGCAAUGGAAUUCCCAUUAGGUCCAAAUGCAGCAGAAGUAUUCUGUCGCUAUGAAGUUGUGUACGGUCCGGAUUGGGAGUUGGUAUCCGGUGUACAAAGUGGUAUUUCGCAAACGGCAUCGAAUAGGAGUGGCUACUUUAAAGAUAAAAUAGUAUUUAACUUUCCUUUAGAAUGGACUUUUAAGAGUACAACGCCUUUUGGUUGGCCACAAUUAAUUGUUUGUAUAUAUGGCAAAACACGUUGGGGUGCAGAAACAUCGUUGGGUUAUAGUCGUAUAAAUUUGCCGGUAUUUGGUUCGAAUGCCAACAACCCUAUAGUUAGUCCUAUACUUUGUCCACAAAACAGCAAUAUGGUGUCGGAGCUUGCCAGUUGGAUAACUGGACGUAAUCCUGAAUUAAAAGACCCAAAGGCUUUAUUAAGCAAUGGCAAGUUGAAAGGAAUUUCAGCGGAGUCUUAUGGUGAGGUAAUCUUCAAACUUGCAACUAUAUUAAGAGGUACCGAUAGGUUAGGUUACGAUUGGGGUUGAAGACUUUGAACUCCAAAGAUAUUUCUAAGAUAAAAUAUCUACAAAAUAUAUAUAGAAUCAAUUCCACCAUAUAGUAGUGUUUUUUCAUUUAAAGCAAAACAUAAAAAUUUUGAAGUUUUAGAAACAUUCGUUUGCCUUUAAAAUAAGCGGUGUUUGUGUAAGAAAA
Molecule: messenger RNA, 838 nt
Organism: Bactrocera latifrons
Lineage: Eukaryota; Metazoa; Arthropoda; Insecta; Diptera; Tephritidae
Gene: B9d1
Product: B9 domain-containing protein 1
Exons: 3
Coding region: 88-672 (194 amino acids)
Biological process (GO): cilium assembly
Cellular component (GO): MKS complex
Source: RefSeq, a predicted model, not a curated record